UCAUUUAUUCAGAAAUUAGACCUUCACAGGCACUUUUUCUCGUCAAUCUUUAAAUUUAUAGUUAUUUCUCACAAGCUAGAAACUACUGGCAUUUCGGAACGACCACUGCUGAGAAGAAAUGCCGAAAGAAACUCAUUUGAACAGUGUUGGUCCCUAUCAUGCCAGAUCGGCUUACCAUUAUUGUUUCUUACAAAAAAAAUUUUUUUUCUUUUCUUUCUAAUAAUAUAUAAAAGUACAUAAUGUACAUAGUCAAAAGGUAUAUCAAAACAGGUUAUGAUUGUGAUCCGAGUGCUGAUUAUAAUAUAUAUAUAUAUAUGUAAAGAAAUAAGAUUAUUAUUUCUUCAUUUUGAAUUUGCCGCGCUUUGCGUUGUCGACAAAGCAGCAUGGUAAAGUUGGUAAAACAGUUCUGUUAUUUAAAUUUGCCGCGUUCAGUCACGUCAAUGUCAAGUCGAUAGACGUCAGACAGAAUAAUUUCAAAAUAUAGGAGGUGGUAAAAUAAUUUGUUGAUGAUUGUAUUGUGAAAUAAAUUGGUGGAUAUAAUUUUGAUAAAAAGUGUAAGAAAUAAACUUUAUUGUCGUUUCUUUGUUUACAGCAACACAAGAGUUUAUUUCCAACACUCCUGAAGAAUUAAGAUAAGAUCUUAUAAAACGACAAUCUUGUUUUAAUGAAAAAUGGAGAAACUUCAAUUUAAAUUUACAUUAUUGCCCGGAAGUGAUGGAAAGUCAAAUGUGUAUUCUAUAACCUCAAUAACCACUAAGGACAACAAAGUGUAUGCAAUACCUGAGGAGUUUCAGGCGGUUGGCCAUCACAAAGAAAUCAUUAAAACCUCUGCAUAUAAUAAAGUGAAGAAUAGCUUAAAAAAAAGGUUCCAAACAAGAAGAGUCUGGAUAACAAUGACACAAGAAUUGGCUGGAAUUUAUUUAGAUGAAGACGGAAACGUGCAAUUUGGAGAUCAAUUUUUAGAAGAAAUAAUAGAAGAAGAAGUGGCGCAGAAGAACGAGUCAGGUACACUAGAAAAAUUAUUUGAAAAGUUUAUAGAAACCACGCAAGCAAAUAGGCAGCAAAGUUUAAAAUCAAUUGCAGAAAAAUUUGUAUUAGAAAAAUUUACUAGUAAAAAUGCCAACGCAAAUCUGUGGAUUGACAUUUUUGAAAAAGAAUGUUUGCGAUGUGAGGUAACAUCGGAUGAAAAAAAAAUUGAAAUACUCAGAUUGUUUUUGGAUAAGACCUGCGCUGACUGGUAUAGUUCUAUGAUUAUGAAAUUGUCAUUCAAAUCUGAAUGGUCUAUAUGGAAAAGCAAAUUUUGUGAGACAUUCGCCAAUAAGGGAUGGAACCCAGUCACUUACGCACUGUUUUUUAAAUACAAAGAUGGUUCUUUACUAGAAUACGCUAUAAAAAAGGAAAAACUUCUGCUGGAGAUGAGACCAUCAAUUGAUACAGGUACUUUGACAGAUCUUAUUGCAGCGGGAUUACCAGAAUUCAUUUUAAACAAAAUAGACCGAGAAAUUCUAAAAGAUACAAUGGAUUUAUUUAAUGAGCUGAAUAAGCAUGAACACUCGAUGAAUAAAAGAAAUUUUGUGGCCAAGAGAAAUUAUGGAAAUCAGAAGUCUUAUGUUAAAACCGAAACAAAAAUUCCAUGCAAAAUAUGUGAAAAAUUAAAUAAGGGCUCGCGUUAUCAUUCUGAAAAUUUAUGCUGGUUUAAAGAAAAAGAAGAGGAAAAAAUUAAGAAAAAUUCCAUUAGGCAUGUCAAUAAUUCAGUAAUUGAAGCAGAAUUAAAUGAGGCUGAUCAAAAAAACUAAUAGUAACACCAUUGAUAACUGUCAAACUAACUAUAAAUGAUAAAUUACAAAUAAACGGAGUCUAUGACUCAGGCUCUAAUGUCUCUUUGAUAAAUUCAAAAUUAUUGAAGUUAAAAAAGAACGAGAACAAUACUUAUACAAAUGAAGCAAAUUUAAUAACAAUUAAUGGUGUUCAAAAGACAAGUGGUUUGACAAGCUUAAAAGUAAAGAUUUUUGGAUUAGAAAAACAAGUUGAUGUGUACAUUAUUGAUGGAAAAAAUUUUAAGUAUGACUUUUUAAUUGGAUUAGAUUUAAUAAAAAUAUUUAAACUUAUUCAAACUGAAGACUUAGAAAUUAUACAGAAAAGGUAUCCAAAUAAUGAUAAAGUCGAUAAAGUAGAAGAAUUUAGUACAACUUUUAAUUACACAUCAGGAAAAGAAAAAGAAAACAGUAGUAUCUUAAAAAAAUACGAAAUAAAUUUCAAUGAACAUGUAAAUGAAGAAGACUUUGAAAUGAAAAUAAAUCAUUUAGAUGAAGAUAAAAAGGAAAAUAUAAAUAAGUUGAUAAAUGAAUACAAAUCUGUCUUUGCAAAAGAUAAAUACGAUGUUGGUACUGUUAAUGGGUAUGAAGCGAGAAUAGACUUAUCAGUGGAAAAAUACUGCAGUAAAAGGCCUUAUAAAUGCACUAUGGAAGAUAAAAAAGAAAUAGAACAUCAAAUAGCAAAAUUAUUAGAUAACAAGCUAAUAGAAGAAUCUUACAGUCCUUUUGCAGCACCCGUAACACUAGCAUUUAAAAAAGAGGAUAACAAGAAAUCAAGAUUAUGUAUAGACUUCAGGGAUCUGAACAAAAUUGUGGUACCUCAAGCUCAACCUUUCCCUUUAAUUGAAGACUUAGUAAUUAAGACUAGAAACUGUACUUUUUUUUCAACCUUAGAUAUAAAUUCUGCGUUCUGGUCUAUUCCCUUGCGGAUAGAAGACAGAAAGAAGACAGGAUUCGUAACUCAAGAAGGUCAUUUUCAGUGGACCUGCUUACCCUUUGGUUUAAAAACAUCCCCAGCAAUUUUCCAAAGAAUUUUAAGUAAUAUUCUAAGAAAAUACAAUCUUUCAGAAUUUGCUGCUAAUUUUAUAGACGAUAUUUUGGUUUUUUCAAGGAGUUUUGAUGAACACAUUAAUCAUUUGACGCAAUUACUGGACGCUAUAAAAAAAGAAGGAUUUAGACUAAAAUUCACAAAAUGCACAUUUGCGUCAAACUCGGUUAAAUAUCUCGGUCAUAUAAUUCAAAAUAAUUCAGUUCAGCCAGUCAAAGACAAUGUCAUUUCCAUUAAGAAUUUUCCUAUUCCCAAAACUCAAAAGCAUAUAAGACAGUUUCUUGGGAAAAUUAAUUUUUACCACGAAUACAUACCGAGGAGCGCUAUAAUAUUAGAUCCUUUGCACAAUUUAUUAAGAAAAAAUCAGAAGUUUGUUUGGUCUGAUGAAUGUCAAAAAUCGUUUGAUAUGGUAAAAAAUCUAUUAUGCUCUCAACCGAUUCUAGAAAUAUUUGACAAAAAUUUGCCUAUCAAUAUUUACACUGAUGCUUCUAUAGAAGGCGUAGGCGCUAUUUUAAAACAGGUACAACUAGAUGGAAAAGAAAAACCAGUAGCUUAUUUCUCAAAAAAACUAAACGAAGCCCAGAAGAAAAAGAAAGCUAUAUAUUUAGAAUGUUUAGCUAUAAGAGAAGCUGUUAGAUACUGGCAAUAUUGGUUAUUGGGUAGGUCAUUUACAGUGUACUCAGACCACAAACCUUUAGAAAAUAUGAAUUUAAAAUCAAGAACUGAUGAGGAACUGGGAGAUUUGACAUAUUAUUUGUCGCAAUACGAAUUUAAAAUAAAAUACGCUCCUGGGAAAAAUAAUCUCGAGGCGGACUGCUUAAGCCGAAACCCAGUAUUGGAGAUAAAUGAAAAUACAGAUGAGCAAUUAAAAGUAGUGAAUUUGAUAAAUUUGGAAGAUAUUAUAGAAGAUCAAGAAAGUAAUACAGAAAUACAAAAGAAUAAAAAUAAAUUAAUAAAAAAGGAAAAUCUAUACUACAAAAAAGUUGGAAACAAGGAAAAGAUAAUUUUAUCAGAAAGAUUCAGUUUAAAACUUCUUAAAAAUGUCCACGAAAGCUUAUGUCAUAUUGGUGUCGGACAAAUGCAGAAAAUGGUUGGUCCUCUCUUUUCUACAAAUGAAAUGUCAGCAAACAUCAGAAAGAUUUGUAGGAACUGUACGACUUGUAUAAAAAAUAAAUCAAGAGGACAUGGCAAAUUUGGACACUUGUCUCAUCUAGGACCAGCCACAAGACCUUUUGAGAUAAUUUCUAUAGACACAAUAGGAGGUUUCGGAGGCUCAAGAUCUACAAAAAAAUAUCUUCAUUUGUUAGUAGAUCAUUUUACCAGGUACGCGUUUAUUCUUACUUCGAAGACUCAAACUGCAAAUGAUUUCAUAAAGCUUGUCAAGAAUAUAUCGGAAACAGAGGUCAUAGGUAUGAUUCUCACAGACCAAUACCCAGGUAUAAAUUCUUAUGAAUUCAAAAAGUUUUUGGAUGACAAACAGAUACCAAUAGUAUUUACAGCAGUAAAUGCACCAUUCUCUAAUGGUCUUAAUGAAAGACUAAACCAAACAUUAGUGAAUAAAAUUAGAUGUCGAAUCAAUGAAAGUGAGAAAAAGCAGGCUUGGACAUCCAUAGCUCAAGAAUGUGUAAGCAUAUACAAUAAAACUGAUCACUCAGUUACUGGAUUUUCACCAUCUUAUCUGUUGUAUGGUACAAAUGUAUCAAUUCUACCAGAACAACUCAAGCAAGAAGUAUCACAUAAUGAUUGGAUAAGGGAUAAAAAUAUUGCAUUUGCAAAUACUAUAAAAUCACAUGAAUACAAUAAAAGAUUAUUUGACAAAAAACGAAAACCUUGGAUAUUUAAUGUUGGAGAUAUGGUCUUUGUGGAAAAUGGGAAUAAAUUAAACAGGAAAAAACUAGAUGAAUUGAAAAUUGGGCCAUAUAAGAUAAUUGAAAAAAUUUCUAACUCAAUUUAUAGAGUAGAUACAGGUCACAAGAAAAUAGAAUCAAAUCUUUUCCACAUAACAAAGCUUAUUCCUGUCCCAGGUAAAGAGGAGUUACUACAAGAAUAAGAAGAGUGAUAUCAUAUGAUAGAAAUUUCGAGAAGAAAUUUCCUCCGAGGGGGGGAGAUGUAAAGAAAUAAGAUUAUUAUUUCUUCAUUUUGAAUUUGCCGCGCUUUGCGUUGUCGACAAAGCAGCAUGGUAAAGUUGGUAAAACAGUUCUGUUAUUUAAAUUUGCCGCGUUCAGUCACGUCAAUGUCAAGUCGAUAGACGUCAGACAGAAUAAUUUCAAAAUAUAGGAGGUGGUAAAAUAAUUUGUUGAUGAUUGUAUUGUGAAAUAAAUUGGUGGAUAUAAUUUUGAUAAAAAGUGUAAGAAAUAAACUUUAUUGUCGUUUCUUUGUUUACAGGUAUGUACCUUUAUAUUUUAAAAUGUUAGUUUAAGUCGAUAGUAAGAAAUAGUGAAUGUUAGUUAAUACAAAAUAAAAACUUUGUUUACAGCAA
Messenger RNA from Plodia interpunctella (Indianmeal moth), 5341 nucleotides. RefSeq lists its product as uncharacterized. Bases 672 to 1796 code for a protein of 374 amino acids. The transcript has 2 exons. The record is from RefSeq and is a predicted model, not a curated record. Lineage: Eukaryota; Metazoa; Arthropoda; Insecta; Lepidoptera; Pyralidae.